This is a messenger RNA of Gavialis gangeticus (Gharial), 2067 nucleotides long. RefSeq names its product solute carrier family 30 member 1 (gene SLC30A1). Gene Ontology annotation, cellular component: endoplasmic reticulum; Golgi apparatus; membrane. NCBI's taxonomy places the organism in Eukaryota, Metazoa, Chordata, Crocodylia, Gavialidae. The record is from RefSeq and is a predicted model, not a curated record. The transcript is spliced from 2 exons. Gene Ontology annotation, molecular function: zinc ion transmembrane transporter activity; calcium channel inhibitor activity. The annotation marks the transcript as partial. Gene Ontology annotation, biological process: detoxification of zinc ion; zinc ion transmembrane transport; intracellular zinc ion homeostasis.
UGCCGGCGGGCGCGGUUGCUGUGCAUGCUGGCGCUGACGUUCGUGUUCUUCGUGAUGGAGGUGGUGGUGAGCCGGCUGACGGCGUCGCUGGCCAUGCUGUCCGAUUCCUUCCACAUGCUGUCGGACGUGAUGGCGCUGGUGGUGGCGCUGGUGGCCGUGCGCUUCGCGCAGCGCACCCGCGCCACCAAGAAGAACACGUUCGGCUGGGUGCGCGCCGAGGUGAUGGGAGCACUGGUCAACGCCGUCUUCCUCACGGCGCUCUGCUUCACCAUCCUGCUUGAGGCCAUCGAGCGCUUCACCGAGCCACACGAGAUCCAGCAGCCGCUCGUCGUGCUGGUGGCCGGUGUGGCGGGGCUGAUCAUCAACCUGCUGGGGCUCUGCCUCUUCCACCAGCAUGGUCACGGACACAGUCACGGCCACGGCCAUGCGCACGGCUCUGCCCCACCACCGCCCCGUGCCAAGCUGCAGCGCUGCCCCGGCGAGGGUGAUGCUGCCCUGCACAAGGAAGAGACCAACAUGCUGGUGGAUAACUACAGUGGCCCCAAUGGGCUCAGCCAGGAGCAGCUGGGUGAUGUAGAGAAAGAUGGCAAGGAUGAUCUACAAAUGAAUGGGAAUGCUGGUCGUCACUCUCUGGACAUUGAUGUUGAAGACACUAGUGCACAACUUAACAUGCGUGGAGUUUUUUUGCAUGUUCUUGGAGAUGCAUUGGGGUCAGUUAUUGUGGUGGCGAAUGCCUUAGUAUUUUACUUCGUUUGGAAUCCUUGUCCCAAAGAUGGGCCCUGUGUUAAUCCAUGUGUCAAUAGCCAUUGUAUGGAAAAUGCUACUGUAGCCCCACCACUUUCCACAGUUAGGCCUUUGGAGCAUGUGGCUGGUCCAUGCUGGGUACUAUAUUUAGAUCCCAUUCUUUGUCUGAUGAUGGUGUGCAUAAUCCUUUACACAACUUACCCGUUACUUAAGGAAUCGGCCCUUAUCCUUUUACAAACUGUUCCAAAACAAAUAGAUAUUCAUUCUUUGAGCCUGAAGUUGCAUACACUUGAAGGAGUUGAAGCAGUCCAUGAAUUACAUGUUUGGCAAUUGGCAGGCAGCAGGAUCAUUGGCACUGCACACAUAAAAUGUCAUGACCCUGAAUCAUACAUGAAAGUGGCCAAGCACAUUAAAGAGAUUUUUCAUGAUGAAGGAAUUCAUGCUACUACCAUUCAGCCUGAAUUUGCCAGUGUAGGCUCUGAAUCAGGUGUAGGUAAUUGCGAGCUUCCCUGCAGAACUCAAUGUGCUUUGAAGCAAUGUUGUGGGACAUCAGAAAACAGCGCUGAAAAGGAGAUGGAAAAAUCGUCUACAAUUGGUAUUUCGUGUUCAGAAGUCAUCACUGAUUCUUCACACAGCAGAACUAGGAGGACUAAAUCUGAGAGCAUACCUGCUGUUAGGCUAGAGGCAAAUGCUGACCAAAACAAACAGUUUGAAUCAUCUUUAUAAUUCCCAAAGUGGUGCUGCUUAUAUUUUGAUGGCUUCACCCACAGCAUUGUUGCAAGAAGAAGAGACAGAUGUUCUGAGAUGUGUUACUUGGCAAACUUGUAUUUGCUGACAUCCCUAUUCUUGUCACUUUGCUAAAUCCAGAAUACUUGUUUUAAGGAACAUGAUCAUGUAUCAUGACAUGAUAUGCUUGUGUUGACUGUGGUGAAUGAGUCAGAAAGUGCACCAAUGUUGUAACAACUUCAGAAUGCCAUUUCAGCCGAGACGACACUUUUUGUUGCACUUCAAAUUUAAAAUAUCUCUUCCCAUGAAAAGUUACUUGAGAGAGAAGUAAAUAGGAACUUAAAUUGUGUUACAAACUGCUCAUUGGAGCUACGUUUUCCUUUAUUUGAUCUGUAGAUAUUUUAAUAUAUUUUUUAUUUAGAAAACAUAAGGAAACCAAAGUUAAUAGAUUUCUUUUUUUAAGAUAUAACUACUUAAAACUGGAAACCACUUUGUUAGUUUCAUGCAUUUUCCUUAAACUUAGAAAAUGAAAAAUGUGGACACCUUUUUUCUAAUGGAUUUAUUACAUAGCAUAUUAAAAAAAAAAAAGGAAAAAAG